Aspergillus saccharolyticus JOP 1030-1 is the source of this 1758-nucleotide messenger RNA. RefSeq names its product glutamine amidotransferase subunit DUG3. The transcript is spliced from 4 exons. The record is from RefSeq and is a predicted model, not a curated record. The coding region runs from base 342 to 1448 and encodes 368 amino acids. Lineage: Eukaryota; Fungi; Ascomycota; Eurotiomycetes; Eurotiales; Aspergillaceae.
AGCCAAAUAUUCAGGAGGAAAGUCGUCAUCUGCACGGUCUGACGGGCGGAGUUACAAGCUCAUCCGGACGAGUCAGAGCCCUGAAACAGUAUAAGUUAUAUAAGUGAUCUACCCCUGAAUACGUGGUGCGGGUUGAGAAGAAACAACCGCUGCUCCGUUGUCGGAUCAAGCUGAGCACCUGUGACUCUUGCUCCCCGUUGGCCGUUGCGCCUAAUCGACCUGACAUUCAUUUCUGUUUCUCAACCCUGACAGCACUUGGGGGUAUUGUCUAUUGCACUAAAGACGCUGGAAGUCUUUAGUCGGUUUGGAACUUAUCAAGAAGGACUUUGAAAAUCUUCAAAAUGUGUCGCUUCCUAGUAUACAAAGGGCGCCAUGAGAUUCGUCUCAGCAAGCUGGUGACUGAACCCAGCCACUCGAUCUUGACUCAGUCUUAUGACUCCCGCCUCAGACUGGACACCCGCCGCCCCGUGAAUGGCGACGGCUUCGGCGUGGGAUUCUACACGGACCCCAAACUAGGCCCAGACCCAUGCAUUUUCACCUCGACACUUCCCGCAUGGAACUGCGAGAAUCUGGAGCGCCUCGCCUCCAAGACAUGCUCGAACCUAAUCUUCGCGCAUGUGCGCGCCACGACAGAGGGCACGCUGUCCGACACGAACUGCCACCCGUUCCAGCACCGCACGCUAAUGUGGAUGCACAACGGCAAUGUCGGCGGGUGGCAGUACAUCAAGCGGGCGCUGGCCGACUCGCUGGCCGACAAGUGGUACCUGGGGGUGAAGGGCGGCACUGACAGCGAGUGGGCGUUCGCCCUGUUCCUCGAUCUCCUCGCCAAGGAGGGCGUCGACCCGUCCGCCGAUCCCGGCCCCGAGGGCUUCGGCCAGGCCCUGCUGCGCCGCGUGAUGGUCAAGACCAUCGCGCAGAUUAACGCCUUCAUCGCGGACAUCCCCCGCCGCCAUGGCAGCGGCGUUGUCGGCGAGGUCGAGACCCGCAGCCUCCUCAACUUCGCCGUCACCGAUGGCCACACCGUCAUCUGCACGAGGUAUAUCAGCAGUAAGACUGAUGAGCCCGCCAGUCUGUAUUUCUCUUCCGGCACCAAGUGGACCGAGGGCCAGGGUCAGGGCCAUUUCAAGAUGGAGAGGCAUGAUAAGGGUGCCGAUAUUGUGCUUGUGGCUAGUGAGCCUAUCACUUUUGAGCGACACAACUGGGUUUCUGUUCCCGCCAACUCCAUCGUCACAAUCCACAAGCAGACCGUCAUGCUGCACCCCAUCAUGGACGAGUUCUACGUCGAAGACUCCAACCAGGAUCGCUCGUCCUGCUUUGCCGUAUCCAAGGGCCUGGUCAGCACGGCCCCCGGCACGACCGUGCAACCUCAGAAUGCCGCUGACCCAAGUAAUCCGAAGUCGUCGCCCUUGGACAUAAGUCUCGUGAACCAGUGCGCAGUUUCGCAUUGAUUGUCGAACUGGUUAGAAGUUUUUUUGCAUAUUGUUUCCGAUCUUCCUUGGGGGGAGUUUAGCCUGCCGAGGGAGGGAAGUGUGAGGGCCCGUGCAGCAGGUCGUUGGAGUCAUUUUGGGAUAUUGGAGUUGUUGGUGACUGGGGUUCCUUUAUGGGGCUUGUGAUUUCGGGGCUUUCAGAUCAGAGGACUUCUCGUCUCAUCUUAAACAUCUUAGAUUAUAAAUUGUCGGUGAUGAUGAGGGCUACAAUCGAUUCAUGACUAUUAUAGUGCACACAAAAUUUGCUGUGCUAUGCUGGACACUUGAUGCA